UAAAAUAUUGUUUUGGGCAUGAGAGUGGAGUGUUUUAGAGUUAGAGCGGAUUUUGUCACACAGACCUGGCAACCCUUAUAGACGUUGUUGCUUAGGAACUGGCGUCUCUCCACCAACAAACAUGGCAGACAGCACACCCAGACCUGCGCUCCGUCCUUUUAAAAAGCCUCAAACGUCUUACUCGGAAAGACCUUCCAGCACCAACCUUCAAAGCAGGACUUCCUCCGCUCCUCUGAAGAAACCCCCACAAAUGGACCUCUUGGCCAAAGAAGAGGAAUACAAGCGCCUCAAUGCAAAACUAGAAGCAAAAACAGCAGAAAUUGUUCGAGAUGCAGAAAAAAUCAUGAGGGAUCAAAAUGAGGUGCUCUCCAAACCUAUCUUCACCUGUAUCUCCAUUGAUUCUGACAGUGAUUUGGAGGUUCCUGGGAAGCCAGAUGUUAAAAAAGAACCCACAUCAAAGCAGCCCACUAUGAUCAUGAAAAAUAAAAGCAUCUCUGCAAAAUCCUCAAAACCAAGCAAGCCAAGCUCAGGGAAUAGAAAGAUUCAGCAAAAAGCACCACAGACUGCGGUUGAUGAUGUUGCUAUUCCUGAGGACUUUGGGGAUUUCUCACUUGCUAAGACAAUUAGCAAAAUUGAGGACAGGGUUGGAGAUGAUCUCACCGAGGAACACUUACAGGAUGACAUCAUGCCUAGCGCUGGAGAUGAGAUGGGCGCAGAAGCUCAGAUCAGAUUUUUGAAGGCUAAACUUCGAGUGAUGCAAGAAGAAUUAAACAGACUCUCGUAUGCGUGCAACAAAAAGGAUGAUGAAAACAGCACUCUAACAAGUAAAUUAAAAGACUUGGAGGAGGAACGGGCAAGACUGCAAAGGACUACAAACAUCCAACAGACUCAAGUUGAGAAGCAAAAAGCCUUAGCUGAAGAAUCCAGCAGGAAAUCCGAAGGUCUGCAACAGCAAAUGGCAGCACUGCAAAAGGAGCUGGAAAGCAUGAAGAGGACCUUUAAACAGGCAGCCAGUACCCACAGUGCAACAGAGGUGCGGUUAAACAGAGCUUUGGAGGAGGCUGAGAAGACUAAAACUCAACUCAACAAACUUAAACAGAGCACUAAGGAUUUAUCUAGUCAGGAGCACCAAAAAAUUGAAGCCCUGCAAGCUGAGAACAGAAAACUGGAAAGACAGAAAGCAGAGCUAAUUGUGGGUUUUAAAAAGCAACUUAAGCUAAUUGAUAUUUUAAAAAGACAGAAGAUGCAUUAUGAAGCCGCUAAGCUGUUGUCUUUCACUGAAGAGGAGUUCAUGAAAGCACUGGAUUGGGGAAAAGAAGUCUUAUAAAUGUCUAUUUGGUAUUUUCUAUGUGGAUUUAAAAUAGAUGAGAUUAACAUCCAUUGUUUGGGUUUGUUUGACUAUUCUAAAACUUCUAAACUGUUCUAAAUCUCGCGACGGUUUAUUUACGCUGCCAUAUAAAGUUGUAUUAUAUCAGAUUGCCAUCUAGUGGUGGAUAUUGAAAUCACAAUACACAUCCAAAUAUGACUUUUUAUUGUAGAGUUUAAACUCUUGUUAUUUUUUAUAUACAAUGAUUAAAAAAAAUAUCUCAUUCACAGCAGUAAAUAAAUGCAUUAUUGAGAAUAA
This is a messenger RNA of Danio rerio (zebrafish), 1624 nucleotides long. The record is from RefSeq and is a predicted model, not a curated record. Lineage: Eukaryota; Metazoa; Chordata; Actinopteri; Cypriniformes; Danionidae.